Messenger RNA from Kwoniella shivajii, 2478 nucleotides. RefSeq lists its product as uncharacterized. The transcript is spliced from 4 exons. The record is from RefSeq and is a predicted model, not a curated record. Gene Ontology annotation, cellular component: membrane. NCBI's taxonomy places the organism in Eukaryota, Fungi, Basidiomycota, Tremellomycetes, Tremellales, Cryptococcaceae. The coding region runs from base 1 to 2478 and encodes 825 amino acids. Gene Ontology annotation, biological process: transmembrane transport; fungal-type cell wall biogenesis.
AUGCGACUAUUCUCAACGAUCAUCUUACCCCUCAUAGCCCUCUUCGCACUCCCAAGCACAUCAGCUAAAGGUGGAGAUACACUUUAUACGAAUUCGGUAACUUAUUGCGCAGAAGCAAGGGCUGUCCUUGUGGACCAAUUCGACAUAGCAUAUCAUAAAUCAAAUAAAUCAGUAACAUUCUCAUUCUCAUUAGCUUCGGUAGAAUCUAAUUUGAAUGUCUCUGCGAAUUUAUAUGUCAACGUUUAUGGAAUUCAAGCUGUAAAUCAAACUCUUGAUUUAUGCAGUUUCUUCUCAGGCGUUAUUUGCCCUUUACCACAAGUUAAUUUCACAGGUUACGGUACAUACCCGAUCCCUACCAAAUACACAGAUCAAAUACCAGGUAUAGCAUGGUCUGUCCCAAACUUGGAAGCUUAUGCUAGAAUUCAACUUCUUCGAGAAGAGACAGGAGAGGUAGCAGCAUGUUUACAAGCUACUUUGUCAAACGGAUGGUCAACACGUCAAGAAGCAGUAUCAUGGGCAACUGGAAUAUUCACCUUGGUAGCUUUGUUAAUUGGUUUGUUCCAUACUGGAGCAGUCAAUUCACCUUCACCAGCGCAAUAUAGAUGGUUUGAUAUAUUAUAUCUUUUCCAAACUGCAGCCUCAACAGGUCUACUUCAUCUAAAUUAUCCGUUGGCAUAUUCAGCUUUCACUGAAAACUUUCAUUGGGCUUUUGGUCUUUUCAAAUCGCAAAAAAUCCAAAAUUCGAUUAAUACGAUGAGAGCUAAAACAGGUGGUCAUUUAGACUCGAACGCAUAUUCAGAUGUUCAAUAUAUCAAUAGAAAAUUUUCACCUUAUAACGUUUACAUCUCGUUAAACGAAGUGAUAUCAUCAAAAGCUACCUUUCAAUCUUUCUUAUCACAAAAUACCAUCAGUCAAAGAGAACUAUCAAAUCAUACCUACAAUAUAGAAUUAGGUAAAAGAGCCAACAUCCAAUCUUCUGUCGCUCAAAAUGCUACUUCAGAAUUAUCAAGUGGGUUACCAGUCUACACGAAUACUAUAAGUAUACCGGAAGCGAACGCUUUCCCGACUGUCUUCUUCUCCUUCUUGGCUUUCUGCGCUAUCGCAAUUGCAUUCCAUGUCAUACUGUUUGCAGUCCUUUUGGUAGCAGAAAGAGGUGGUAGAGGCAAGAAGGAAAUCAAUUGGGCAGGUAGAUUGAGAAGAAUGUGGUGGGGUUUCUGUGCUGGAAACGCCUUGAGACUGUGCCUCAUAUGGUUCCUGCCUGUAUUUAUCUUCGGAUUCUGGCAAUUCCACGUUGGCGAUUCCGGUCUCUCAAUCUUCUUUGCUGUAUUCUCCAUCCUGUUGGUUUUCGUUCCACUGGCAACGGUAUUCGUUCUUUCGAUCUUACGAAAUAGACGUUUAUCGUCUACAGCACCAGGCAUCUCACCUUUGUAUACCUCUUAUCGAUGGUUCCAUUCUGUCGGAGUACUAUACCGAGCAUACAGACAGAAAUUCCAUUUUUUCUGGUUUGCACCUUUGAUCCUCGGGAUGAUCGCCAGGAGUGCAUUCAUCGCAUUUGGACCUACUUCAGCAUGGGCUCAAAUCAUUGGAAAUGUAGUCGUUGAGUUCAUCGUCUUCAUAGCUUUGAUAGCUUGUAGACCUCAUAAAGAUAGGAAAGGAGACUGGAUCUCCGCUGUCCUCAGUUUAUUCAGACUCGUCGCUUUCGGUCUUUUGAUCGCUUUUAUCCCGAGUGUAGGAGUUAAACCCAUCAUCAGAGCAGUGAUUGGUUUCGUUAUUAUUGUUGCGUUUGGUUUACCCACUGUAUUGCUUUUCUUUGGACUGAUCUGGAAUUUAGGUUAUGGUUAUUGGUGGAGAAGACAUACACAUCGGAUUGAAGAUGGUCUUGAAGUGGAAAGAUUCGUAGCUUCAGAUGAUGAUUCAUCAGUCCAACAAACGAUGACACAAGUUCAUCCAACCAAUGUCAAUGAAUCAAUCACAAAUCGUGAUUCAAUCAUAAAUUCAACUUCACCAACAACGGAAAGUCUAGGUAGGAGAACAUCGAUAUUAGAACCUGUCGGAGAAGAGAAUUAUUAUGAACCUACAUUCGGAUCCAAACAUUUACCUUCAUUCUCAUCUGCAUCUGAAUAUUCAAAUGCAAAUGCGAACGCAAAUGGUCGUACACAGAUGCGUAAUUCACCUCCGACGAAUUCGUAUCCACUUGCAUCAACUUCGGAAGAAGAGUAUUAUCAACACAAUCAUGAUUCAAAUAGAGUAUCAGCUGCUCAAGCUUAUGAACAAGCUGCAAAAGGUGGUUUUGCAAAUAACUCAAAUCAACAACAACAACAACAACAGCAAGAGUAUAAUUAUCAACCUUCAAUGACUAGACAAUCAACUGCUUCGUCAAGACCUCUAAGUGGUCAUUCACAAUACUAUACUCCGUACAGUACGUCAAAUGAAGGGCACAAUCAAUCGAAUCAGUAUUUCAACGCCAGACAAAAUUAA